Cryptococcus amylolentus CBS 6039 is the source of this 1272-nucleotide messenger RNA. RefSeq lists its product as hypothetical. The coding region runs from base 1 to 1272 and encodes 423 amino acids. The record is from RefSeq and is a predicted model, not a curated record. Gene Ontology annotation, molecular function: L-iditol 2-dehydrogenase (NAD+) activity; zinc ion binding. Lineage: Eukaryota; Fungi; Basidiomycota; Tremellomycetes; Tremellales; Cryptococcaceae. Gene Ontology annotation, biological process: D-sorbitol catabolic process. The transcript has 8 exons.
AUGUCUGAAUUCCAUUCUCUCGUCAAGACCCAGCCGCCGCAAGUCACAGCCCUCAACCUCCCGCCCAACUCGGCAGGAGUUCUCUUGAAGAAGCGAGACAUCAUCAUUCGCGAGGAGCCCAUGCCCAUACUACAGCCCGAUGACCUGCACAAUUACGUCUCGGGAGGUGUCGGCGGAAGGCCCGUCACAGAGCCUAUCGUCCUCGGCCACGAGUCCUCUGGUGAAGUCAUCGCUAUCGGAGACCUCGUCAAGACGCACAAGGUCGGGGAUCGGGUUGCCAUCGAGCCUGGACUGCCUUGUCGGAGAUGUGUGAAUUGCAAAGAAGGAAGGAUCAACCUCUGCUUGAAUCAGCAUUACUGUGGUUCGCCUGGUUCGGUCGGCUCACUCUCUCGGUUCUUUGCCCUUCCGGCCGAUAUGGCUCCUCAUAUUCCCGACAACGUCUCUUGGGAAGAAUCAGGGUGCAUCCAGCCUCUCGCCGUUGGUAUUCAGGUCGCCAAACGAGUUGACCUUCGUCCCCACAAAACAGUCGCCAUCUUCGGCUGUGGUCCUGUAGGCCUCAUCUCCGCCGCCGUAGCCCACGCCUACUGCGCCCGCAAAAUCGUCGCAUUCGACAACAACCCCGUCCGCGUCGAAGCCGCUCGGAAGUACCGCUCGCCCGUCACUGGCAAACCCAUCAUCGACCAUGUCUUUCUCACGAAAGAUAUCCCUACCACUUCUCUCAAGAAGGGCGCGAACGGGCUUGUGGACGGCAACUCCCACAUCGACGAGCUGGCGCACAAAAUAGGAGAAGCUGGCUCUGGCGCUGGGAUUGCUGAUGGUGGUAUUCCGGACGAGCACGACGAAGAGUCUGUUGGUGAUCGCAAAUGGGAAUGGGCCAAGAAGAUCGCUGCGGGGUAUAUUGAAGAGGCAGGUUUGACGGAAGAUGAGGGCUUUGACAGGGUGGUAGAGGCGACUGGGGUGGAAGAUUGUAUGAACCUGGGCGUUGCUAUCGCCAAGCAAGGUGCCAAUUACCUCGGCAUCGGCCUCUCCCAUAUCCAAACAACCUCCUUCCCCAUCCUCGCCGUCACCAACAAAGAACUCAACGUCAUGGGCAUCACCCGAUACACCUCUUCCUGCUUCCCGUCCGCCCUGGAUUUACUAGAGAGGGGAGUGGUUGAUGUCAAGCAGUUGAUAACGAAUCGGUUCCCGUUGACGGAGAGUGACAAGGCGUUUGAAGCUGCGGCUGGGGGAGGGGAGAUGAAGGUCAUUAUUUUGAACCAGGAGGGGUUCUGA